UACAUGAAGCUUCCAUUGAACUAAAAUGAAAACACCUUCAUAUCAAAUUCACUAUUGUCUAAAGCCGUCAUCAUAAAAACAUUUGACCCUUAACAAACCUCCUCCUCCUCCUCCUCCUCCUCCUCUCAAAUCCAACCUCCUAAACGAAUUAACCAUGGCGACCUUCCCCAUAGCCUACCAGGAGCAUCUUCCAUCUGUGCCAUCCUGGCUGAACAAAGGCGACAACGCAUGGCAAUUGAUUGCUUCCACUCUGGUUGGCUUACAGAGCAUGCCGGGUCUUGUCAUCAUCUACGCAAGUAUCGUCAAGAAGAAAUGGGCCGUCAACUCUGCUUUCAUGGCUCUCUACGCAUUCGCCGCUGUUCUCAUUUGCUGGGUCCUGGUGGCCUACCGCAUGGCCUUCGGAGACGAAUUGCUUCCCUUCUGGGGUAAAGGUGCACCGGCUCUAGGCCAGAACUAUCUCAUUGAACGAGCCCAGGUCCCGGAAAGCACCCACCAUCGUUCUAAUGGCUCGGUUGAGACCCCCAUGAUCCAGCCUUUUUACCCCAUGGCCUCACUUGUUUACUUUCAAUUCACUUUUGCUGCCAUUACAGUCAUUUUGCUAGCAGGCUCUGUUCUGGGUCGCAUGAAUAUUAAAGCCUGGAUGGCUUUUGUCCCCCUCUGGCUCAUAUUUUCCUACACCGUGGGCGCUUUCAGUCUCUGGGGCGGUGGCUUUCUUUUCCACUGGGGUGUUAUUGAUUACUCCGGGGGCUACGUGAUUCACCUCUCUUCAGGAAUCGCCGGCUUCACGGCAGCUUAUUGGGUUGGACCGAGGUUGAAGAGUGACAGAGAAAGGUUUCCUCCAAACAAUGUGUUGCUGAUGCUUGCGGGUGCGGGUUUGCUGUGGAUGGGAUGGUCUGGUUUCAAUGGUGGAGCUCCGUAUGCAGCUCAUAUUGACGCAUCUAUAGCUGUGCUGAACACGAAUGUCUGUGCGGCAACUAGCCUUCUUGUUUGGACAACUCUUGAUGUUAUUUUCUUUGGUAAGCCUUCGGUGAUCGGAGCCGUUCAAGGGAUGAUGACGGGACUUGUCUGCAUCACUCCCGGUGCAGGAUUGGUGCAAUCAUGGGCAGCAAUAGUGAUGGGGAUUCUUUCCGGUAGUAUUCCAUGGGUGUCUAUGAUGAUCCUCCACAAAAAUUCCAGCCUCUUACAGAAGGUGGAUGACACACUGGGCGUGUUCCACACCCACGCGGUUGCUGGGCUCCUAGGCGGGUUAUUGACUGGUCUAUUUGCAGAGCCGCACCUAUGCAAUCUCAUAUUGCCGGUGUCGGACAGCAGAGGUGCGAUUUAUGGUGAUGGGUUUCAGUUGUUGAAGCAAUUGGUUGCAGCCAUGUUCGUGAUUGGGUGGAACAUCGUCUCCACCACAAUUAUUCUAAUGAUAAUAAGAUUGUUUAUACCACUGAGGAUGGGUGAAGAGGAGCUGGCCAUAGGUGACGAUGCUGCUCAUGGUGAAGAAGCUUAUGCUCUUUGGGGUGAUGGGGAAAGAUAUGACCCUAAAAAGCAUGGCAGUAAUUUUCAACAAUCUUCUUAUUCCGAGAUUAUUCCAACCACCUCACCCUACACAAAUGGUGCUAGAGGUGUAACUAUUAGUUUGUAAGCUUGUAGCUAUACAUACAUAGACCUCCUAAAACUAUACCCGCCAAUAUACACACAUAUAGGAUG
Carica papaya (papaya) is the source of this 1695-nucleotide messenger RNA. It is a transcript of the gene AMT2, whose product is annotated as ammonium transporter 2. Gene Ontology annotation, cellular component: plasma membrane. Gene Ontology annotation, molecular function: ammonium channel activity. Gene Ontology annotation, biological process: ammonium transmembrane transport. The record is from RefSeq and is a predicted model, not a curated record. NCBI's taxonomy places the organism in Eukaryota, Viridiplantae, Streptophyta, Magnoliopsida, Brassicales, Caricaceae.